Dryobates pubescens (Downy woodpecker) is the source of this 2981-nucleotide messenger RNA. RefSeq names its product Bcl2 modifying factor (gene BMF). The record is from RefSeq and is a predicted model, not a curated record. The transcript is spliced from 4 exons. Gene Ontology annotation, cellular component: myosin complex. Gene Ontology annotation, biological process: apoptotic process; negative regulation of autophagy; positive regulation of apoptotic process. Bases 640 to 1221 code for a protein of 193 amino acids. Lineage: Eukaryota; Metazoa; Chordata; Aves; Piciformes; Picidae.
UGCCGGUGGGUCUCUGAUGGAUGCGAUCUUGCAAAUCUUGCUGCACAUACAAAACACGUUGUCACCUAGCCUUUCAGGUGAUGGUGAUCCGGCAGGAGGUCAGCAGGGCCUGUAACUCCUUUUGGUGUGCUGCUUUAAGCCAUGGAUAAGAAUGUUGCAAGUGCUGUGCCAAGACAGCACUGCUGUCAUGCGUCGGAACUGGGCCAGCUCUGGGGCUGGUACCUGUUUGCUCUGCAGACUCCUCUUUGAGAGUAGCGACUGGGCUGAGUAAACUGCUAGGAUGCAACAACUUAAAUAACUGUAGUUCCCCCAGGUUAAAGCCCUGUGCAAACAGUUCUUGCAUCACUCUGUCGUUUUGUCUCCUCUAGCCACAUUGCUGUGGUGAGUGCUGCUCAUCCGGGGGGAGAUGGGAGCACCAAGGGGAGUGCCGAACACAUCCUUAUAAAACUGUUAUUGAUGUCUCCUUCAGGCCUGAAAUUCCUCUUGCUAGUCUUCUGUUCUGUUAAAUGCUUCGCAAACCAGAGCAAAGGAAGAGACCUGAAGAGUUGAAUUUCACUGCCUUGUUUGGAACUGGGUGGAAAUCCUGGAGAUGGAUCUCUUAGGAGUCUGUCUUCCAUUUGGGUUAGAUGCACAGGAGCGAUGGAUCGCCCCAGCUACCUGGAAGAGGACUAUUCUAGCCUGGAUGGGCUGGACGAUGACGUGUUUCACUCUGAUGACUUUGGACUUGCAGGUCAGCCUGGUGAGAUGACUGCAACUGGCAUUUUCACACAGAACCAGUCCUACAGCUGCCUUCUGGGGAGGUUUCAACUAUUCCCCCUCACACAUUGCUGUGGUCCGGGUAUCAGGCAUCCUGAACAGCAGGACAAGGCAACUCAAACACUCAGCCCGUCCUCUUCCAGUCAGGAUGUUAUGUUGCCUUGUGGAGUCACUGAAGAGCCCCGGAGACUCUUCUAUGGCAAUGCUGGUUACCGUUUACAUGUCCCUCCAGCUGGCUUUGCAUUGGAUCCGCACCUGCAGGAGGAGCAUCGGGAAGGCCAUCGGGAGGCGCGUGCCGAGGUGCAGCUGGCACGGAAGCUGCAGUGCAUUGCUGACCAGUUCCACCGGCUCCACAUGCAGAGGCAUCAGCAGAACAGAAAUCAAGUGUGGUGGCAGCUUUUCCCCUUCCUACACAACCUGGCCUUGCAGACGGAGGCGAACAGGAACGGCCCCGGGCAGAGGUGAGCCGCUCGCAGCCCGCAGGGAGCGCUGAACAAGCACUGGCUGGGGCGAGAGGCUGCGCAGCGCCGGCCGGCCCUGGGACUCUGCCUUUCUGACGCUCCUCUUCCAGUUCGGGGGUUAUGGACUCUUCUUUGCUGCUGCCUGCCCGCGGGGCAGGGAGCUCUUGUCCAACACUGUCAAAGAAAGCCAGAAUGUGGGGGUAUUUGGUAAAGCUUGCUGCUGGUCCCCCGCAGGUCACCUCUGUGCAAGGGUGGCAGGCACCAGACCAACAGCUUCCCCUGCCCUCUGUCAGCCCAGGGGAGAGUGCAGGAGUGUCAUUUUGGCUGCUAGUUACAAGUGAUGUCUGGGACCAAUGACUAAACAUCCUUUGGGUAUCUUCCAAAGAAGAGAUGCUCAAAUCCUCCACACACACACAUACAAAGCUCUUUCUAGCAAUGAAAACAUCCAAACAGCCUUUAUGCAGCAGGUUACUUGUUUUCAGCAUGGGUUACUGCUUGUUUCUUGCAGCCCAUGUGAGAGAAAAUAACAAAUCUGAAAUCUGAUCUCUGCAGUCUUUCCACUGGGCACCAGACACAGCUCUUUCACAGGAAAUUGUUCUUUGUCACUGCCAUCAAUGGGCAAAAUCAUUUGAGUAGAACAGGCUUCAAAUUAAGCCUUCCUGGGGUUGCUGAUGGCUCUUGGUUCUACCACGGUUUACUUCCAGUGCAGCGUCAGCAGUGCCCAGUGUGAAGCCACAGCCCAUGGAACACAACCCAAGCACCAUUCUUCUGCAAUGCUGAUGUAUAUGUUGUGAUCAGCUGGAUGAUGGGGGUUUACUUUGAUUUGGUUUGCUUUCCUCUCACUACAGUGUGGCUGGCCAGGAAGGCAUAUGUCCCAGGCAUCCCCUAGUUUGCUUCAGGAUUCAGCAGGGAAGUUAAUUGGCACCUGCUCUGACAUGAACACUGUACAGGCAGCUUCCCUGUUACUCCAGUGUGUAAUGUUUGGGGCCUGCUGUAAGCAUUUGUUGACUAGCAGCAGUAAUGUCACUUCAAGGGAGGUCUUCUUACAGUUACUGGUUUGUGUGCACUCAGAAGUUUGUCCAUGGGAUUGACACUAUUGGAGCAGCACAGGGCAGUGACUCCACCAAACUGAAGCAGCCUUAAACAUGGGUGGCUGCUUCUCUGUAGCCUUAAAUACUGUCAGGUCACCAGCCUGGUGACCAUGAGGGUAAAACACAAGCAGAAAAGCAAUACAGACUGCAUUUUCUUCAGUCUCUUUCCACAUGCCACUGCACCUUCUUGUAGGCCUCAAGUAAUGCAACCAGCGUGAGGAAGAGCUGUUCAGACCAUUGCUCUUCAGGCCUGUUGCAAAAUGUUGACUUCAAGUGUUGAAGAACUCUGCUCAUGGUCCACUCUGUAAGCCAGGCAUUGCUGUAUGGGAGAGCAGUUGACUUGCACGUGUGCUUUCUCCUCACCCCUCUGCACACCCUCCUCUGGUUCCUGCUGGCUCUGCUGUUUGUGUAAAGUCAUCACUGCUCUGCAGUGUCUGGUAACAAUUUGCUGAGCACAGUUACAUUUGGACUUUCUCCCUUUCUCCCAGCCCUGUUCUCUUGAUUUGCAUCCUGCUCUGCUGGGGCAAAAUGUGCUUUAGCUCCCUGAAAGAGGUCCUCGAGCCUUCUUCAGUGUUACCUGUUCACAGUCACUCUCAACACAAGGAGACCUGAUGUGAGAAAAGCUUUUUCCCUCCUUUUUUGUUAUUUUUCUAGCUAGAGCUAGAGUACUACG